AUGGAGGCUCCGGAGAGGGAUCAGAUACCGCUGAAAGUGAGGCAGGUGUGGGGAUUUGGGGAUCCAUGCUGGACUGGUGGAACGAUCAGGGGGCCUGCCUUGCAUGGGAUCCUGCAGGCUGCCGUCACCCUCAAGCCAGCCCAGUUGCCCCUGAUUGGCCGCAAGCCCUUCAUCGCUGCCUGGAAUGUCCCCUUCGACAUGUGUGCCAGCAAGCACAAUGUGAGCGCCAACCUGGAACUCUUCCAUAUCCAGGGCAGCCCUCGGGGCAUCAGAAGGGGCCAGGAUGUCACCAUAUUCUACGCCAACCGCCUGGGCCUCUACCCUUUCUACACGGACGAGGGGGCACCCAUUAACGGCGGACUGCCGCAGAACUGCAGCUUGGAGUCGCACCUGCGCAAGGCUCACGGGGACAUCGACCACUACAUCCCCUCCGAGGACUUCCGGGGCCUGGCCGUCAUCGACUGGGAGUACUGGCGCCCGCAGUGGAGCCGCAACUGGCACAAGAAGAACAUCUACCGCAGGAAGUCGCGGGAGCUCGUCCGCAGGGGCCACACAAACGCUACAGCGGUGCAGGUGGAGGAGCUGGCAAGAAGCUGGUUCGAGGACAGCGCCGCGGCCUUCAUGAGAGAGACUCUGCAGCUGGGCACCCGCACCCGGCCCCGGGGCCUCUGGGGCUUCUACCUGUACCCCGACUGCCACAACUACAAUUUGCACGUGCACAACUACACGGGCUCCUGCCCCCUGCUGGAACGGGUGCGCAACGACGAGCUCCAGUGGCUGUGGGACAGCAGCACGGCGCUCUUCCCUGCAGUGGCCAUCAGGAGGAGCCACGCAAACAGCCUCAGCAACCUGUACUUCUCACGCUGUCGCGUUUUGGAGUCGUUGCGCAUCGCGGCUCUCUCCUCCCUGGACUACGAGCUGCCGACCUUCGUCUACCUGCGCCUGGGCUAUAAGGAUGAGGCCAUGACCUUCCUUACCACGAGGGACCUGAUCCACACCAUUGGGGAGAGUGCUGCCCUGGGGGCUGCUGGCUUUGUGAUUUGGGGUGACUUGAACCUGACCUCCUCCAAGCAUAACUGCUCCAGAGUGAAAUCCUUUCUGGACCACAGGCUGGGCCAUUACGUCACCAACGUGACGCGCGCGGCGGAGCUGUGCAGCCACCACCUGUGCCGCAGCAACGGGAGGUGCGCGCGCCGCGAGCCGCGCGCGCCGCACUACCUGCACCUGAGCGCCGACGCGCACCGCAUCGAGGCGCUGGGGGGCGGGACUUUCUCCGUCAUCGGCCGGCACUCGCGGCGCGAGCUGCGCCUGCUCGCCGAGAGGUUCCGAUGCCGCUGUUACCAAGGUUACGGCGGGGACCGGUGCGACGGCCUCGAGACCCCGAAGCAGAAGGAAAACUCGGCGCCCGGAAGCCGGAAUUGCGUCACUCUGGCGCUUCUACUGCUUCUCGUACCUGUGCCGUUCAACGGCUGACGGGAUGUAGCAGCUGUUUCCAGCGAGCGUGUAGCGUUCCGACACAACCAGCUUUCACAGCGCACACACGCCUCUUUUUCUUUUCCUUUUUUUAAUGAAACAAAAUUUAUUUUUCUAUUACAUACAUGUAUAAAAUGUUACAGAAUUUUAUCCGAAAUAACUGUGUUGUUUUACUGAUUAAGAAAAAUUUUAAUAAAUAUCAUUA
Scleropages formosus (Asian bonytongue) is the source of this 1678-nucleotide messenger RNA. RefSeq names its product hyaluronidase-4-like. The coding region runs from base 1 to 1473 and encodes 490 amino acids. Gene Ontology annotation, molecular function: hyalurononglucosaminidase activity. The transcript has 5 exons. Gene Ontology annotation, biological process: carbohydrate metabolic process; hyaluronan catabolic process. Gene Ontology annotation, cellular component: cytoplasmic vesicle. NCBI's taxonomy places the organism in Eukaryota, Metazoa, Chordata, Actinopteri, Osteoglossiformes, Osteoglossidae. The record is from RefSeq and is a predicted model, not a curated record.